Molecule: messenger RNA, 312 nt
Organism: Botrytis sinoallii
Lineage: Eukaryota; Fungi; Ascomycota; Leotiomycetes; Helotiales; Sclerotiniaceae
Exons: 1
Coding region: 1-312 (103 amino acids)
Biological process (GO): recombinational repair
Cellular component (GO): nucleus
Molecular function (GO): ATP binding; DNA binding; 3'-5' DNA helicase activity
Source: RefSeq, a predicted model, not a curated record
AUGACCAUUGAUAACCUUCUUAGGGGCCUCAAUGCUUCACAAAAAGCCGCCGUCUCAUCACAAGCAGAUACCCUCGCUAUAUUGGCAGGACCAGGAAGUGGGAAAACACACACUUUAACGUCGCGAACGGCUUGGUUAUUGCAACAAGGAUUGCAACCAUGUAAUAUAAUUGUGGCAACUUUUACGGUCAAGGCAGCUCGAGAGAUGAAAGAAAGGAUUGGGAAGUUGAUAGGAAAUGGAUUGGAAUCAAAGUUAAUACUGGAACGUUUCAUCGGAUUGCGCGAAUAUACCUGGCACAAUACGGGCAUUUGA